GUGAGGGCUUAGCUUAUUUUCCAGAGUUGUUAGAGAUACAGAGAUACUGAUAGAGAACUGAAGGAGUUGGACAACCUCCAAUCCAGGAAAGGAGAUCUGUGUCCAGUGGCCGAGUUGGUGUAGAUAGCAGGUGCUCCCAGUGGACUGAACAGACAUGAUGCAGAGGAAGCUGGCGCUGCUGGUUGGCAUCACCACGUUUACCCUCCUCCUGGUGCUGAGGUGGGAGCACGUGAUACGCCUGGUGAGCCUGAUGAGAAGCGAAAUACCCUCAGCUGAGUCUGAACCGCAGACAGACCAGCCAUCAGCAGAGCCUACACUGCCACCAUGGCAACGGGCACCCACGGAGACCAUCACCCCCAUCCCAGGCUCCAGACACUUCAUGGUGUCUGCCUUUAAGGACCACAGACGGGGCGGAGUCAUCCGGGUCAUCAGCAUCAUCUGCAGACAGGAGCUGCAGCCGCUCUACUGCGUCCUGUGUGCCAAUGAUGAUGCUAACACUGAUGCUAACGCUAAUGCUAGUCCAAAUGCUAAGGCUAAUGGUCGGUGUAUGACUUCACAGGCAAAAGUCGAUAUUCACAGCGACCACUUUGGCUUUCCUUUUCACACUUCAGACGUGUUUUGCACUACUACCACAUCACAGCAAGCCUUAUAUGAGCAAGCCUCUUAUGUCAGCAUAACAUCUGACAAAAACACCACUGACAAUAUGACUUUUUUAACAAUCCAAAACCAUGAGAUCAAAGAAUCUUUUAAGUACAAAUUUACUAUAUGCAUAUCUAACCUUUUUGGGGGUUACAAUAAUGCCCUCCAGUUUGCACAGACCAUGGAGGUGUACAAGCUGAUUGGGGUUCAGAGGGUUGUCAUCUACAACACCAGCUGUGGGCCGGAUGUUGAGAAAGUCCUCAGGUAUUACAGUAGAGAGGGUAUGCUGGAAGUUGUGCCUUGGCCAAUAGACAAGUUCCUAACGCCCUCUACUGGGUGGAGGUAUGACUUGCACCACGGUGACAUUCAUUAUUAUGGACAGCUGGCCACUCUGAAUGAAUGUAUAUACAGAUAUAUGUACCAGUCAAAGUACCUCCUGCUGAAUGACAUUGAUGAGAUCAUUAUGCCUUACAAACAUGGUAAACUGGAGAAGCUAAUGGACACAUUGCAGCAGCAACACCCCAAUGCAGGGGUCUUCAGGAUUGAGAAUCACAUCUUCCCCAAAACGCAGUUUGAAGACACUGGGCGAUUUCGUCUGCCUCAGUGGAGGCGUGUGCCUGGUGUGAACAUCCUGGAGCACAUCUACCGAGAGCCAGACAGGAAGAACGUGUUCAACCCCACCAAGCUGCUGAUUGACCCCCGGAGAGUGGAGCGGACUUCGGUCCACUCCACACUGAACCAGUUUGGACCCGUUGUCAUUGUCCCAUUCGAUGUUUGCCGCAUAAUCCAUGUCAGGGCCCCUCUGCAAGGACACCUGGCCAAAGACCAGUUGCUUGUGGACAAGAAACUCUGGGAGUUUGAGAAGCGUUUAAUUCCCAGCAUUGAUAACGCACUGAAUCAGUCAGGUCUGUGAGUCAAUGAUGUCCCCAGCUGUGGCAUCACCACUGUUUAGUAAAUAGAAUCACCUUUGUAUCUUUGGUACGCUCAUUGUAAGAAAACAAAAAUCAAGCCGACAUCUGACUAAAAUGUGCUCUAGUUUUACAAACGUAUGGGCUGGUGGGCACUGGCUGAUGGCUCUGGACUGACAGGCCAGACAAGGUCCAUCGCAGCCCAGGACAAACAUGCAUGAGUAGGCUACACCUCAAAGUCAAGGUCCUUCCCAGUCUGGUCCCUUAGAGACGAGCCACGGCUCCUUCCUCGCAGUCGGACAACACAUACACUGGAACAGACUAGUGACCCCAUUUUGAUGUCACAAAACAUUGGUGACCCCAAUCAUUCACAUGUUGCCAGAGACAGCGCAACUCACCUCUGCUAACAUCCAGACAAAAGCAGUACUUUGAUUUUCUCCAAAUGUCGUUUCUCGCCUGGUUGUCUCGAACAUUGAUCAAGUAUAAUUCCAUCAAUCAAACUUGCCAGGCGGGCUGUCUAACUUUAUUUUCACUUAGCUAGAUUGUAAUGAAGGAUCGGUCACUAUAACUUGGAUAUCAUAUGGUUUUUAAUAUGUUUCACUACUGUUUAUUUUUAUGUAAUGCACUGGUCAAUUGUAAGAGACCCAGUAUCUCAGCUGACCCCAUUUGAACUUCAGGUGACCCCACAUGGGGUCCCGAACAAAGAUAUUAGAAAGCUAUACACCUCAUUGUCCGUCGAGUUCUAUUAGGUGGCAUACGUGAAAACAGUCACCAUAUUGCUGGCGGCAAACACCUUACUGUCUAUGGGCAACACUUUCCUGCAAUCAGAGACACCUGUCUGAUUUCCAACACGAGACAGCUGUUUCUCCAUUGGCCACCAGUGAUUGUUUCCCCCACCAUGAUGGCGGCGUUAUUUGUUCUGCAGCACAAUGCAGUAUUUACCUUUCUAAUAUCUAUGGUCUCGACCCCAGGAGGACAUGUUAUUAUAUGUUCUGUAGCACAAUGCGGUAUUUAGCCUUCUAAUAUCUAUGGUCUCGACCCCAGGAGGACAUGUUAUUAUAUGUUCUGUAGCACAAUGCGGUAUUUAGCCUUCUAAUAUCUAUGGUCCCGACCCCAGGAGGACAUGUUAGUGAACAUGAACAUGAUAAAUGAUGAAAUAAAUUAUUAUGAUGUUGUUUUUUAA
Messenger RNA from Alosa alosa (allis shad), 2730 nucleotides. Its product is annotated as glycosyltransferase family 92 protein F13G3.3-like. The transcript has 2 exons. The coding region runs from base 155 to 1552 and encodes 465 amino acids. Lineage: Eukaryota; Metazoa; Chordata; Actinopteri; Clupeiformes; Clupeidae. The record is from RefSeq and is a predicted model, not a curated record.